AGUUGUUUUGAAAAUAUUAUAGAUAUUAGGUAUUUUGACAAUAAAAAUACAUAAAAGUGCGAUCAGCGAUGUUUUCUAUCGACCUAAUAAAUUAUUUCAGGAUCUAAAUGGAAUAAGGAAAGUAAAAGUGAUACAUUAAAAUAAUAAUGAAUGUUUACCUUCAAUAAGGAGUGAGAUAAUGGACAACGAGCAGCCCCAUCAGGAGUUAGUGAAAUGCGUGGUGGUCGGCGACACGGCGGUGGGGAAAACGCGUUUGAUAUGCGCCCGCGCAUGCAACAAGCAUGUGUCUCUGUCGCAGCUGAUGACCACUCAUGUGCCUACUGUUUGGGCGAUUGAUCAGUAUCGAAUCUAUAAGGAUGUGUUAGAAAGAUCCUGGGAAGUUGUGGAUGGAGUGAAUGUAUCAUUGAGAUUAUGGGACACUUUUGGCGACCAUGAGAAAGACAGAAGAUUCGCUUAUGGAAGAUCUGAUGUGGUGCUUUUGUGUUUCUCCAUAACAAAUCCAAUUUCUUUGAGGAACUGCGGUGCCAUGUGGUAUCCGGAAAUACGACGAUUCUGUCCAAACACACCGGUUCUUCUCGUGGGCUGUAAGAACGAUUUGCGUUAUAUGUACCGUGAUGAAACGUAUUUGAACUAUUGUAAGGAUAGAAGUCCUUUUAUCCGGGCGCCAAGAAAAAGCGAUCUAGUAAUGCCAGAUCAAGGGCGGGCUCUAGCACACGAAUUUGGUAUAUAUUACUACGAAACUUCAGUAUUUACGUAUUAUGGAGUGAAUGAGGUUUUCGAAAAUGCUAUACGAGCCGCCCUUAUAGCGAGGAGACAGCAAAGAUUCUGGAUGACUAACUUGAAACGAGUUCAAAGGCCGUUAUUACAGGCCCCAUUCAGACCACCGAGACCGUUGGAGCCAGAAGUUUCAGUUGUUAACAGUGUAUAUCUGGACAAUAUGGCAACAUUAUUGCGACAACAGUAUUUCUCAGACAUGGUGAUAAUCUGUGGCACGAAAGGAUUCCCGGUCCACAGAUUCAUGAUGGCGGCCGCGUGUGAAGCGUUCCAUAGACUACUGACCACAGACUGCAUAAGUGUGUCCGCGGAACUGGCUAGGAGCUCUAGUGAGAGUAGUAUGGUGAGCAGUAUGGGUGAAGCCACAACGGGAGAUUUUAAUGAAGACACUGAAUAUUUAAUUCGCCAGGACCAAGCUAAACAAAUGAGAGUUUGGGAUCAAAUAAAACGUCGCUCGUCAUGUCAGAUUCUGCCAGUUAGUGAUAAUUGUAAAAAGCCGCCAGAUUUAUACAGAGAAGUCAAUCAUCCCGCCAUUUUGUCCAUUAAAGUUGUUAGGUGUGACAAGAUCCAACAUGCAACAUCUCAAACUCAAACAAUAGUGACGAUGAGUAAAAUAAUAUCACAAAACGUGAUGCAGGAAAUCAUCAAUUUCAUAUACACCGGCGCAAUGGAUAGCAACGCGUUCAAACAACAAGAAAUACGCCAAGCGGCUGAGCUUUUGGGUUUCCAUGAAUUGACAAAAUUAAGUCAAUUUAUAUUGGAUCAGCAUUUGUUAUUCGACAAGGGAUUCAUGUUGCAGUUUCAUACGCCACUUCCUCAAAGGCUCUGCGACAUGUACGUAGAAAGGAAUCUAUUCGCUGACGUCACAUUCGAUCUAGAUGAUGGGAUACACUUGGCACAUAGAGCCAUGUUGAUGGCUAGAUGUGAUCCCAUGAAAGCCAUGUUUCAGGGACACUUUAGGGAAAGCACUUCUAGAGUGAUAACAUUCCCCGGUGUUAAAAUGUACGCGUUCCACAUCCUGCUCUGCUAUAUCUAUUGUGAUAAGAUUCCCACAGUCGAGCCGACCAGGUGUUUGGAGUUACUGGAAUUGGCCAAUAGACUGUGUAUGAAUAGAUUGGUCAAUUUGGUCGAAGCUAGGGUUAUAGACCAAUUGCAACAUCAGGACAGAGUCGGUGAUGAAGAUAAUGUCGUUGAAAUCGCACUAUCGUUACUCGAGGCUGUAAAGUUACACAACGCGCACAAUCUCUCCGAAUGGUGCACUUGGCGGCUCUGCGGCGCGUACGACAGAGUGUGCAGAGCGAAACAUCUCUCGCAGGCGUCCAGGGAAUACCUAGCUGAUAAUAGGUGGCCGCCGGUUUGGUACGUCAAAGAAUUCGACUACUAUCAAAAGUGCUUAGCAGAACAAUCAAAAGAGUUGAAAGAAAUUCGACCCACCACGUCCCUCCAGGCCAGCCAGCAGACGGGCUGUCUUUGUUUUACUAGUAAGGUGCGGCGUGAGAGCAAUGGCGCGGACGCGUCGACGGCGCUGUGUCGCACCGAGCCGCAGCAGCCGCUCUGACACUUGCCGCACUGGAGAUCGCUUCGUCUCGCGGUUCUCCUGCCCGUCUCCAUGUGCUUCAUGAGCACAAUACUGACCAUUCUAAUUAUAUUUCACAUCUACACUUAAACGCCAUUGUAAUAUACGCACCCGCCAAGACCCGCUCUAUUUUGUUGGCUAUAUCUUUUAAUAUUGACAUUUUAAAUCUAUAAUUUAAAAUGUCAAUAUUAAAACUUUCAUGGUCUGGUCUUUGACAUGAAAGUUGGCUGUAUGUAUAAAAAUCGUUGCCUCUCUGCAUGAACGGGCAAAGUCUUGGGGCAAAGGAAUUAAUCAUACAGCCAAACUUUAUGUCAAAUGCAAAUAUUAUGUCAAUAUUCUUAGAUAUAGCCUGUAAAUCAGACACAUAGUACAAGCGGAUCCAUAAUAAAAUAACAAUCUAAUUAAUGCACUAAAUUCGAAUUUUAAUGACGUCAGGUGGUAUUAUUGUCUUGUCGAAUAGUUAAGAGUAAAAUUUAAGUCAGUAAGUUUUACAAAUAUUUUGCAAUGCAAAUACGGAAUGUGAUUUUGUCGUCAUGAUUUUUGUAGGCGUACCUAUUAUAGUUUGGCCAGUAAUUAAGUGUAAGAUGUGCUCAUUAAUUUAAUUCAAUAUCUGUGCUAAAGAAAAAAAU
Messenger RNA from Colias croceus (clouded yellow), 2979 nucleotides. It is a transcript of the gene RhoBTB, whose product is annotated as rho-related BTB domain-containing protein 1. The record is from RefSeq and is a predicted model, not a curated record. The transcript has 19 exons. Lineage: Eukaryota; Metazoa; Arthropoda; Insecta; Lepidoptera; Pieridae. Bases 179 to 2332 code for a protein of 717 amino acids. Gene Ontology annotation, molecular function: protein binding; GTP binding; GTPase activity. Gene Ontology annotation, biological process: small GTPase-mediated signal transduction.